This is a messenger RNA of Elaeis guineensis (African oil palm), 989 nucleotides long. RefSeq lists its product as uncharacterized. Lineage: Eukaryota; Viridiplantae; Streptophyta; Magnoliopsida; Arecales; Arecaceae. The record is from RefSeq and is a predicted model, not a curated record.
UGUCGCGUCGGAUACAGGUCUUACUGUACGUUCCUCUCUGUUCUCAUUUUUCGAUUGCCAGGCUCGAACUCCGGCUUCGCUUUGCGGCUCGAGAGAGAGAUGGGAUCUCAUCCCACGGCGGUAGGCGUGGGGUGGUGGGUGUUAGGGCUGGCGCUGGCGUCGGCGUCGUGGUGUCUUGCCGCGGAAGCGGAUGGAGGAGGAGGAGGAGGAGGAGGAGGGGCGAAAGGGCGGUUGCUGCUGAGCUUCAAGGAGACGCAGGGGAACUCGUCCUUUCAGUGCUCUCCCUCCGGCCCCUGCCUCCCCUGCCAGUACUCCGAAAAGAAUGAUGAGAAGUAUCGUUGCAGUGAAACUGGCUAUCGUGUGCCAUUAAAAUGUGUAGAAAUACAAGAUAGUGGGAAGGAUGAAACUAAUAGAAUCCAAAGAAGGCUGUCCUCUCUUCAAGAGCAUAGCAAAGCAGUGCAAAAAAAGUUGCUUACUGCCAUAAGUAAUUACAAAUGGAGAAAGUUGUUGGAUGAUUCAUCCACAUCAGAAGGUGGGAAACAGAGUUACAUCACCUAUAGGAGUUGUGUUCCAGCUGAUGAUGAAGAAAAGUUGUCAGUCCUUGGUUUUGAGGUGAUUAUGGUAGGGCUGUUACUUAUCAGCGGGUCGGUUGUAUAUUUAAGGCAAAAACGUACUAUAGUCAUGCCAGGAGUUGGAGCUAUGAGAAUCCAAACAAACUCUCCUAGGUUCUAGUGGUGCAGACCAAGGAUGGGCCGAGCUUCUACGCUAAUAUCAUCCUAUUUAAGCUGUGUGCUGUGCUUUUUCUUUUUUCUUUCUUUCUUUGUUUUUUUUUUACCAAUCUCCUUUUAAGAUGCCCUUUUACUUGGAUCUGGCAUGGCCAAGGUAAUAAUAUAUGCUGUGUAGAGAAGAAAUGAAGCUUCAUCAUCAAUUUCUUGUUACAUGACUUAAUUCUUAUAAUGGUUUAUUUACCAUUCCCUGGUUUUGCUUUC